UUUUAAGUGAUAAAACAAAGAAAAAGUUGAAAAAUAUACAUAAAAAAAAUCGAAAAUUCUACGAUGCUAACCGACAACGAGCUGAAAUCUGUGAACAGAAGAAGACAAUCACCUAUUGAUAUAGAAACCGAGGACGUUCGAUGCGUGCGAAUUUGUGCGCGACCAUUGACUCUUGAAAAUCACUGGCUUCAAGAUGGCGAGGCCACCAUUACCAAUAACGGCGAAUAUCCCGUUAUACGAUUGGGUGGCGAUCGAAAACCGUCGCUUCUCAAGUACGGCCCGUUGGCGUCGGACACGUAUGAAUUCGAAAACCUCCACUUUCACUGGGGCGAGGACAAUUGCCGAGGAUCCGAGCACACCAUCAACGGCACUUGGUACAGCCUGGAAGCUCACGCCGUGCAUUGGAAUCGAAAGUACAGCAGCAUGAGCGAAUGUUUGAAGCAAGAAGAUGGCAUCUGCGUCUUGGGAUUUUUAUUCAUAGUAACGGAUGACAUCGAUUGCCCGAGCUUUGCGCUGCUCGAAAGAAUCACGGAGCAUUUGAAGGACAUACACGACUACAAAUCUAAAAAAACAAUCGAGUCCAAUUGCUUGAUGUGGAUCAGAAAGUAUAUAAAUACCGACAAGUACUUUACGUAUCGCGGCUCUCUAACAGCCGGUGAUUUUCAAGAAUGCGUUACCUGGAUACUGUUUCCCAAUGCGAUACCCAUAAGAGCAGAUCAGCUCGACGAAUUUCGCAAAAUGAAAAACCAUCGUAACAGAAACAUCAAAAAUAACGCGCGCCCGGUACAGCACCUGCACAAUCGAAUCGUUUACCAAGUUGUGCAUUGA
Molecule: messenger RNA, 828 nt
Organism: Trichogramma pretiosum
Lineage: Eukaryota; Metazoa; Arthropoda; Insecta; Hymenoptera; Trichogrammatidae
Product: carbonic anhydrase 2-like
Exons: 6
Coding region: 64-828 (254 amino acids)
Cellular component (GO): cytoplasm
Molecular function (GO): zinc ion binding; carbonate dehydratase activity
Source: RefSeq, a predicted model, not a curated record